Molecule: messenger RNA, 579 nt
Organism: Acanthosepion pharaonis
Lineage: Eukaryota; Metazoa; Mollusca; Cephalopoda; Sepiida; Sepiidae
Source: the annotation of a GenBank genome assembly
AUGCAUUUUUUUAAACUCUUUCUUUUAUAUUUCUUCUGCAGUUUUAUUUUCCUUUCAUUAAUUUUUCUUUUUCAUUUUAUUCUCUAUUUUGCAUCUUCAUUUUUUCUUUUUAUUCUUCAUUUUCUUUUACUUUUUCACUUAUUCUUCAUUUUCAAUAUUUUCUUUUUUCAUUUUUAUUCUUCAUUUUCUUAUUUUUUCUAUUUUUUCUUCAUUUUCUUUAACUUUUUUAUUCUCCAUUUUAUUUCAUUUGUUUAUUUUCUUCAUUUUUAUUUUACUUUUUCAUUUGCUGUUUAUUCUUCAUUUUCUUUAUUUUACUUUUUCUUUAUAUUACUUCUUCUCUUCAUUCAUCUUAUUUAUUUUACUUUUUCAUUCUCUUUGUUACAUUUUCAUUUCACUCCUUUUGCACUUUUCAUUUUUCUUAUUUCGACUUCAUUAAUUUUUCGUUUUUCUUAUCUUUUCAUUCAAUUUUUUUUAUCUUUUCAUUCAAUUUUUUUUCCUUUCUUAUUUUACUUUUUCAUUUCAUUAUUCCUUUGUUAUUUUUUCAUUUCACUCUUUUUUUUGCACUUUUUCUUUCAUUGA